Messenger RNA from Pyricularia pennisetigena, 468 nucleotides. RefSeq lists its product as uncharacterized. The coding region runs from base 100 to 468 and encodes 122 amino acids. The record is from RefSeq and is a predicted model, not a curated record. Gene Ontology annotation, molecular function: zinc ion binding; RNA polymerase II complex binding. Lineage: Eukaryota; Fungi; Ascomycota; Sordariomycetes; Magnaporthales; Pyriculariaceae. Gene Ontology annotation, cellular component: DSIF complex; nucleus. The transcript is spliced from 3 exons. Gene Ontology annotation, biological process: positive regulation of DNA-templated transcription, elongation; mRNA processing; regulation of transcription elongation by RNA polymerase II.
UCGCUCCCCGAAACCAUCUUUACCUUCACUCGUUUCCCAACCUGGUCGAUUUUCGCUUUACUGCGUCGGCGCAAAACGACAAAAAGCCCACCAAACACAAUGUCCGAGAGCUACGUUGCACCCAGAGACCAGCGCCAUUUGCGCGCAUGCAUGGUCUGCUCGAUUGUUGUUCACCAAAAGCGCUUCUACGAUGAAGGGUGUCCCAACUGCGAAGACUUUCUGCAUCUCCAGGGCUCGACGGACCAGAUCGAGAGCUGCACGUCGCAGGUGUUCGAGGGCCUGAUCUCGCUGGCCGACCCGACAAAGUCUUGGGUCGCCAAGUGGCAGCGGCUGGAUGGUUACGUCAGAGGGGUUUAUGCCAUCAAGGUCUCUGGCCAGCUGCCGGAUGAUGUUAGGGCUACGAUUGAGGACGAGUAUAGGAUACAGUACAUCCCCCGUGAUGGAAGUGCCACAGAGGCAGACGUUUAG